Messenger RNA from Prorocentrum cordatum, 2127 nucleotides. The record is from the annotation of a GenBank genome assembly. NCBI's taxonomy places the organism in Eukaryota, Dinophyceae, Prorocentrales, Prorocentraceae.
AUGGGCGCAGGCACACAGCCUGCCCCUGGCGCUGGCGGCGCGCCUCCGCCCAUCUCGCCCGUGCUGGCCCUGGGCAAUUUUGGAGGCCGGGCCGCCGGCAUCGGCGUCCCAGGCCAGGACGACGCGGUCACGGCGUACUGCCGCGCCAGCAACAUCGACCAGAGGGCAGAGAUGUGCCUCCGAAGUCUGCCCGUGCACCUCGCGGCGGAGGUCCCCAUCCCUAAAAAUCCCAACCUGGAGCUGCCGAUCCAGGUCAUGCAGCAGGGCCCCAUCCUCGGCGCGAACGCCUCCGCGAUCCUGAUGGUCAACCCGGCAGAUCUGAUCACGGCCCAGCUCUCCGGCGACCCGGUGCAGCUCUUCAUCAUCCAGGGCCACGGUCGCUUCGCCCGCCCCGAGGGCGGGGUCCUCGGAGCAGGGGCCAGGCACAGCUGCCCCCCGCCUCGUUCAGGAACAGGCGAUGCCAGCAGGGAGGCCAACCGACCAUGGAUCCAGAACGGCAUCGACAUGGCGGCCGCGCGGUCCCUCCGGGCCCUGUCCCCCAACCAGCAGCACGAGGUCAUGAAUGACGGGUCGCUGCAGGGUAUGAACCCCUCGGCCCUGCUCAUGAGCCGCAUCCGCCGGGUGCAGGGGCUGCCGAGUGAGAGCAGGAAGGGGGCGCCCGCCCUCUGGAAGGACUCCUCUGACCUGCACAUGGGCGCGACGCCGCCGCCUUUGAGGGUGGCCCCAGGGAUGGACGCGACGGCCCAGGAGCUCGGCCAUGGGCGAUAUCCGACCUCCAGCGUCAUCCCCGGCUGCUACAAGGACCACCUCGGCAGCCCCACCCAGGGGAAGCUGUGGCGCCCAGACUUCGGCGUGGACCCGGGCGGCGAGAAGGCUUACCCCGAGGACCAGCCUCCGCCGAGGAGACGGCACACCGCCGAUGUGCUGCACGAGCCGGCCGACGGCGGCGACGGCGGCUGGAGAAGGCACUCGGCCAGCGCGACGGAGGCGGCGGCGCCCCAUCCCGGGCCAGCGGGCCGCCCCGCCGGGGCGGCCGCGGCGAGCCCCUGGGCCACCGCCGCGCCGGAGCGAGGCGUGUCGAUCGCCGAGCAUUUCGGAGUAUUGUUCGACCCUUUCGGGGCGCUGCGGCGCUACACGCCCAUCCCCGUAGUUGGCACAGCUCUCGCUGUAGUGGCGUUCGUUCGUUCGUUCGUUACGCCCGACCUGCGAGCAGACGUGCCGAUCGCCGAGCCCAGGGCGCCCGUGACGAUGGGCUGCUGCCAGCCGGCCGGCGGCUGCCAGAGUUGCCCGUUUUCGGAGGACGAGGAGCCAGUGUCGACGGUGCAGAGCGGCGGCGGCCGUGUUGGGUUGGGGUGGUCUGGCAGGCAGUCGGCCACGGACGCGAGUUCUGCAGUCGCUCUCCCGCUCGAGCGUUGGACCCCCUUGCCGCGGAGCUUCGUGUUCCUGGGCCUCGGCCUCGAGGGCGCCGCCCGCCUCUUCCUGGCCCUCCAAGCGCUCUACGGCCUCGCCGUGGCCACCGUGCACGCCCCCUGCUGCUGGUGCUCCGGGGUGUACCCCCCCGGUGCGGCACCGACGUGGGCCACGCCCAAGAGCGCCUACCACGACCUGCACGACCUCCAGUGGGGCCUGGCGUUCCCGAGGCGGCGGCGCUGGGACGGGUCGCUGCUGAGCAGCACGGGCGUGGACGACCGCUCGGACCCCCUGCUCGUCGCCGAGGUGAUGGUCGGCUGCUCGCUGGUGCUGUGCCCGCUGGCCAUGCAGGUGGUCCUGCUGCGCCGCUGCAGGCGCCGCGACGGGAGGCCCAGGCUCGUGGAGUACGCCUGGCUGCUGCUCACGAUGCUGCAGGUGUCGGCGAGCACGGCGCUGAACCUGGUCAAGGUGGGAACCGUGUGCUCCCCCAUGGAGGGCACGGGCUCCGACGGUGGACCCCGCGGGGCGCCGGCGCAGCUCAGCGAGGUGCCGCAGCUCUCCGGGGACUGCGGAACCCUCAGCGUGUGGCUGUUCCAGUGGACCCUCAUAGUCACGGUGCUGUCGAGCUUCGGCCUGCUGACCUGCUGGAGCUACGUCAACGUCCGGCUAGAGGAUGCCACCAGAGGGUACAGCAGACUGUCGACGUCCCCUGGUUGA